Sceloporus undulatus (fence lizard) is the source of this 1860-nucleotide messenger RNA. RefSeq lists its product as uncharacterized. The transcript is spliced from 13 exons. NCBI's taxonomy places the organism in Eukaryota, Metazoa, Chordata, Lepidosauria, Squamata, Phrynosomatidae. The coding region runs from base 400 to 1389 and encodes 329 amino acids. The record is from RefSeq and is a predicted model, not a curated record.
UUGAAUUUAAGAUCAUUUUACAAUUUAAAUUUUGAAAUUUGAUAUAAAUGUUAAAAGUUAUUUUAAAUUUUAAUCACAGUCUCAAAAUCCAGGAAGCCCUUCUCAAAAUGGAGGUACAAAUCCUAGCAAUGCCCCCCCCCCCCAAUCCUCACAGAAUAUGAAUUUAAUGAUGGAGCAUGUUCAGGGCUUCUAAGCAGAGAAGCAAUGCCCAGGUAAAGGACAUGGCAAUUCUCCAGCCUUGCUUUCCUUCACAAAGGUUCCAUCUCUUCUCUGGAACCUGGGCUCCAUUCUGGAACCCAACGGAGGCCCUGCUUCAGUUGUUGGUUCUUGGCUGCUGGAAGCCAGAGGCUGCUUUCUGUCAGGCUCCUUGUCCUGGACUCAGGUCCCCCUCCAUUGGCCAUGACUGGCUUCAAGGGCUUUGUCAAAACCAUGACAAAACCUGUUCGGCGGAUGUUCCGAUCCAUAUGGCCCCAAAAUAAGAAGAACAAGAAUCCAGAUCUUCCAGAAGUCAAGAUCAGCUAUCCUCAGUCGCUUGAAGAAGCACGGAGUUGUAUGUCUUUAACGGAAACUGAGAGCGCCUGUCCUGCCGCAGAGGUUGAUCUUGGGGCCAGUUCGGACAGUUUGGAGGGGAUCCCUGAAAUGCAGGAGGCAGAGAGCGUUCCCUCUCUGAUGGAAAACGAUGAAGAGGAGGAAGACACAGGGAAAGGAAAAGAUGGGGAGAAGGUCAAUAACUCUUUUGACUCACAGGAUCCAGAUGGUGGUCCCUGUACGUUUCCAGAUGGUGGGCCCAGAGUCCAAGAAGUUCAGGAGAGUACUUCUGAUGAGAAGUGCAGUGAUCAGGAGUUUGACUUGAGCGAAUUUAAUUCUUCCCCGACAAAGGAAGCCUUACACCGGCUGUGUAAGAAGUACUCCAAUUUGUCCCAAGAAGAGAAGUGGGACAUGGCAGACGCCAUCGCAAGAAAUCAUGUGAACCUGAUGGUGGACCAUUACCUGGAAUCAAAAGAAACGGCCUGUGAUGAGCUGAUGUGUGCUGUCCUCUCUGAAGGCCAAUGCAACCACCACAUCUGCCUGACUCACUUCUUCAUGAAAAUGAUUGAAAGUCAGAUGCUGUACGGUGAAGAGCCACCUUUGGCCAAGGUGAAGGCGCUCAGAGGGAUCAGGGCCAUUGUAGCGGACCUCAGCGACACCCAGACCCUGAAGAACAAGCUGUUGUUCCACUUCGUGACCCUGGCCAAUUUCUUGGUCAGUCAGUGCCAAACCAAGGAGCAGGGGACCAGAGAGAAGCUCAAAACAUACCUGGUUCCAGGGGAAGCAAUUGACAUCUUUGCAAUCCUGCUCCAGAGGCUAGACCUGGUGCACAACAUGAAAUCCUACCUUUUCCCCAAAUGAGCGCCCUGCCUUCCCUCGCAGACCGAAAGACCGUCCCACCAGUGCCAUGGCUCUACCCCAAGGGACAUCCAUCUCCGGCCGAGAAGUUCCCAGAAGACUCCCCUCCGGACUCCUUGCUGCCCCUGGGCAAAGGGAAGGAUGGCAUGGCCUUCCCACGCUGCCGCCACUCGGAUGCUGGGUGCAGAUAUUUCCCCAUUGGGGCGGGAUAAUCCCAGUUCCCCCAGGGUGAAAAUGUCCCAUCCACGUCGAGCCACCUGCCCCAGGUUCCAGUGACGGUGAGCGCUAGCAGCCAAAGCCCCCUCUGGAUGGAGCUCUGGGACUUCAACUAUCAGAGUCUAGCCAGGUUCAAAUCCCUGCUCUGCCAAGGAAGGAAGCCAGAGGGAGGGAGGGAGGAAGAGAGGACUACAUCUUCCAGCAGCCCCCCGCCCACCAUCUCCUUCCUGCCACUGCUGGUCAGUCAGACGGGCUCCC